GUUUGUGUGUGUGAAGCAGGAUGUGGCAUGUCGCUCACAUCAACUGUUGAACAAAUGCACAGUUCCCUAUGGUUGGCGCUAAAGGAACCGAAACUGCUUGUUGUCAAGGCCAGGACUGAGGCUGCUCACUUUUGCAAGACUAUAAUACACCUCCUGAUCUACUGAGAUUUCUUUGACUGAGAAGACGUCCUUGAUUUAAUGGGUCCAAUCAUCGGGAUGUCGCCGGAUAAGAAAGCAGAAUCCCCGGGCGUGCUGGCGGAGCGGACGGACCUGCGCGGGGUUUGUGGGACGUUGCCCGAGGCCGAGUGCGCCGCCAGCCCUCUCGCCACCAGCUUGGACCGCAGCUCCAGCUCAGGAGACGAAGAACUCACCAACCUCAACUGGCUCCACGAGAACCUGCUCCAGAACUUCACGCUGGGAGGCCCCGAGGCCCAGUCCAGGCCCAGUCCGCUCUUCGAUAUCGAGGGCAACCACGGCAGCUCCGUCAUCUCCUCGGCGGCAUCCCAUGGCGGAGAGUCUGUAAAGUCAAAGCCGCCGUUUUCCUUCUCUCUGCUCAUAUACAUGGCCAUCGAACAGUCGCCCAGCAAGUCGCUGCCGGUGAAGGACAUCUACGGCUGGAUUCUGGAGCACUUUCCCUACUUCUCCAGCGCCCCUACUGGCUGGAAGAACUCGGUGCGGCACAACCUCUCCCUCAACAAGUGCUUCCGCAAGGUGGAGAGGAGCCUUGGGAAGGUUAAUGGCAAGGGUUCUCUGUGGUGUGUGGACCCUGAAUACAGACCCAAUCUGAUCCAAGCCCUGAAGAAACAGCACUUUCCCACAGCCCACUCCUUCUGCACACCCCCUGCGUCCCCACCCAGUGCCUUCUCACCCGCACGUCACCUCUUCCUUCAGGACUGCUCUCUGAAAGAGUCUGACAUUGAUGCCGCGACUGCUAUGAUGCUGUUAAACUCUGCCCCCGGACACCACAGUGACCCCUGUGACCCGGACAGCCCUAUAGACCUCUCACGCCCGGACUCGGUCCUAGUGAGCAGCGACCCAAAGCAGGACCACAACUACAGCAGCUCCUCCUUCCAGCGCUGCUCGUCUCGCUCUUCCUCGUCCUCCUCGUCCUCACUGUCAUCCCUAGACGAGGCAGGCUGCGACUCCGGCCAGGGCCGCCGCGCCGGCAGCGAGGGUUUCCACAGCGACGAGGACUCGGAGGAGGAGAGGAACUCACGCCUGCCCUCGCUUCCCGUUCGCCGCCCGCUCACCGUCAAGUGCCCUCUUCCGGGUAAACGGGCCCGCCACGAGUCCAAACCGGAACUGGACGAGGAGUUGAAAGAGGCGGCCGGGUCUCUCUUACACCUGGCCGGGAUCCGUUCCGGCCUGGAUCUCUCUAAGCGAACGGCCAAGAGUAAAAAACUGGAAAAGCACCGAAAAUGAAGCCGAAAAAUCCCUAGACUGUGUAUCAGUGACUGUGCCUCCCAUCAUGGAAACCCUCUCUCUUGUUUUGUUUUUUUUAUCUACAUUUUUCAUUUUAUAUGAGAGAUUUUCCCUCCCUGACUCAAACUACGGCAAUAGCGACUUUCACGCGGAGGUGAACGAAGCCAUACUGAGACUUUGGAGCGCGAAUGGAGCCGUUCAGGAUUUCUCUCAGUGAAGUUGGAUAGGGAGAGACUGAUGUGUUUUCUCUUAAACGUUUGCAUGCUUCCUCUUUAGGUGAGUGUCCUACUCUUCCAAGUGAAUCUGUGGCGUUUCUACAGAGAACGAGUGCAUGUCCGUGUUGUUCGAAGCACUAACCUCUCCCGCCGUCCACUUUGUGAACGCGCUCCAGAAAAUGGAAAACGAGAAUUACGUCAAGAGUUCCCAGUUUUUUGUUUUGUUUUUGAAGUACACAACAAAGAAAUGCAAUAAUUAUCAUCAGGCGGCUGGCGUUAAGUUCUUUCUCUUCAUCAGAGGCACUGGAUAUCAUUGCGGAUGGCAUGCAGAAAGGAUUUAUGGGUAACGGAUGACUUUUUUUCUCCAUCAGUCGUGAUAUUUAUGGGGUAAAUCUCAUGAAAAUACAUCAGGGUCACACUUCACUCCAGAAUCAAAAAGAAAAAGAAAUUGUUUUGCACCCAAAAAUGAAACUUCUGUCAUUAAUUACUCACCCUCAUGUUGUUCCACACCCGUAAGACCUUCAUCUUCAGAACACAAAUUAAGAUAUUUUUGAUGAAAUC
Messenger RNA from Ctenopharyngodon idella (grass carp), 2198 nucleotides. Its product is annotated as forkhead box protein N2-like. Gene Ontology annotation, molecular function: cis-regulatory region sequence-specific DNA binding; DNA-binding transcription factor activity. Gene Ontology annotation, biological process: regulation of DNA-templated transcription. Gene Ontology annotation, cellular component: nucleus. The transcript is spliced from 6 exons. NCBI's taxonomy places the organism in Eukaryota, Metazoa, Chordata, Actinopteri, Cypriniformes, Xenocyprididae. The record is from RefSeq and is a predicted model, not a curated record. Bases 199 to 1422 code for a protein of 407 amino acids.